AUGGCUCUAACCCCGGCUGUUGUCCUACGCAUCGUCUCANUCUCAGACACAUUCACUAUUCGUGGUAUCCCUCGGCUCAGUCGUGGGCCACGAUUUCUGCGCGGUUUGUGGUUCUGUUUCCUGGUCGGAAUGACUGUCGGAUUGUGUUUGACCACAUACUAUCUGGUUCAGGACUAUCUACAGUAUCAGGUAGCUGUGAAUGUGCAUAUGGCAUUGGAUGCCCAAUCCCCGUUUCCCGCCCUGACUGUCUGUCAUCAUCAUCCGUUCUCCAGUCGUGCGUACGAUUUGUGGCGUCAUCAGAUGGUCCUAUCACCGACCGAUUUCAAUCGGAAAAUGCGUAAUCUGACACAGUACUUUCUCGAACAGAAUAUGUUGGACGAGGCCACUGCGAUGUAUAUUUACGAUAGUAUAAGUAUAUACUAUCAGAAUAUUGUGCCCGAGGAUGCCUAUCGGCUGGGACAUGAUUCGUCCAUUUUUCUCAAUUGUAUGUGGCGUCACGGACAGCACAUGCAAGUGGAAGACAAUUGUAUGAAUUUGGAAGGGAUACGGGUCCGACAAUUCAGUCAUCACAUCUAUUUCAACUGUCACACAUUCGAACCGAUCAAUGACACGUAUUCGAAUUCCACCGAGACGUUGGCUCUCAUUGUCAGUUUGGGACCGAAACCGAACUAUGACAAGCAGGAACAAGCUUUCCUGGUCGAUCUGUUCGAGAUGGCUCGCGGAUUGAGGUAA
Echinostoma caproni is the source of this 732-nucleotide messenger RNA. Lineage: Eukaryota; Metazoa; Platyhelminthes; Trematoda; Plagiorchiida; Echinostomatidae. The record is from the annotation of a GenBank genome assembly.